UUAUACAAUUCCUAAUCAGAUCUCCACAGUGAUAGAGAGAGAGAACAGAAGCGAGAGCAGAAGAAACUGAAUCCCAAUGGCGACGACGAUCCCACUCUUCGCUUCCUUCAAGUACGCCGACAGCUUAACCGUCGUCGGCAUCUCCUUCUGCACCGCGCUAGUCUGCGAAGCCAUCUCGUGGAUCCUGAUCUACCGCACGAGCUCCUACAAAUCCCUAAAAUACUCAAUCGACAAAGCCGCCAAGAAGCUCGAGACCAUGAAGACCGAGAACCCUUCCUCCAAGCUCACCAUCAAGAAGUCGAAGACCAAGAAGAUCGACCGCGUCGAGACGAGCCUGAAGGAGUCGAGCCGAGAUCUGUCCCUCUUCAAGUUCAAAUCCGGCGCCGUCGUGGCCCUCGUCCUCUUCGUCGUCUUCGGGCUGUUGAACUCGCUCUUCGAAGGUAAGGUCGUCGCGAAGCUCCCGUUCCAUCCGAUCGCGAUCGUGAAGAAGAUGAGCCACAGGGGGUUGAAAGGUGAUGAUCCGACGGAUUGUUCCAUGGCGUUUUUGUAUUUGUUGUGUUCGAUUAGUAUAAGGACGAAUCUGCAGAAGUUUCUAGGGUUCUCUCCGCCGCGUGGUGCUGCUGGUGCUGGUUUGUUCCCCAUGCCUGAUCCCAAGACUAACUGAUCCGUUAGUAUUGAUCAUUGUUCUAUCCUUUUGUUUUAAACAAUUUAAAGUUCUGAUGAUUAUGUUUUUGUUUGGAUUCGUCUUUAUUAAAUUUGUGGCGUCUGUCUCUGAUAAGAUACAGUAACAGAAUCAGCUUCUUUGUGA
This is a messenger RNA of Brassica oleracea var. oleracea, 808 nucleotides long. RefSeq names its product transmembrane and coiled-coil domain-containing protein 1. The transcript has a single exon. Bases 77 to 664 code for a protein of 195 amino acids. Gene Ontology annotation, molecular function: calcium channel activity. NCBI's taxonomy places the organism in Eukaryota, Viridiplantae, Streptophyta, Magnoliopsida, Brassicales, Brassicaceae. Gene Ontology annotation, biological process: endoplasmic reticulum calcium ion homeostasis. Gene Ontology annotation, cellular component: endoplasmic reticulum membrane; cytoplasm. The record is from RefSeq and is a predicted model, not a curated record.